This is a messenger RNA of Podospora pseudopauciseta, 1408 nucleotides long. RefSeq lists its product as uncharacterized. NCBI's taxonomy places the organism in Eukaryota, Fungi, Ascomycota, Sordariomycetes, Sordariales, Podosporaceae. The record is from RefSeq and is a predicted model, not a curated record. The transcript has 2 exons. Bases 128 to 1156 code for a protein of 342 amino acids.
GGUUUGGCCGAGGUGUUGGUUGAACAAAAACACUCAACCCACUCAAAGACCGCUGCCACCCAGAAUUUAGUUUCUACUUUCACUCCAUGUUCAACUGAACAGCACACAAACCAGCUUAAGCCCCAUCAUGUCCUUAGACUCGCCUCCAGCCUCAAGCGAUAACACAGAGGAGAACGCCCCGGCCUGGGGCAGUUUGCCUGUGGAACAGUACAUUCUGCAAAAUUGGAACGCCGACUCUCCACAACCUGUCGCAGAGCAACGUGAUGCACUCGUCAAAGCGUUCAUCAACGAAGAUGUCAUCGGACCAGAGUAUCAGUCAAUCACUCACGUUCCAACUCAACAGGAAAUCAACACCAUCUUGAAACCUUGGCGCCCGCAGAAAAUCCGCGCCAUUGCCGCUAAACACCUGAGUAUCUCAUGGCCUGAUUUCAAGAAUGAAGGGUUCUGCGUCUUACGAACCUGGUAUCAGGGCGGUGAAGAAGCCGACGCAAAACUGGAGGAGUGGUUUGGCUAUGAUGAGCUCAAGGGCUUGUCCGAGGUCGAGAUCGAGGAAACGUUGUUAGACCGCGACCGCCAAGGAGGCGACAAGAUGAAAAUGAAACCAAAGAAUAGGUGGUGGAUGGUCCUCGACGACAAAGACAUGUUUGAUGUGGAGGACGAGAACAACGACGACGACUGGCUGGACGUGUACAAGAUCCUUCCUGAACUGGCGGCCCCUUCGGUGCAUCGGGGAUUCAACGUCAUUGACGCACUCGACAACCUGCACUUAGACGGCACCCCCUACCCGAGAAAGAGCGAACCGAGCGAAAAGGCGUACGAGGAUGCAGUCCUGGAAGUGGCGAGUGGUGGUCUUCGAUACCCGCUUGUCAUCCUAGAUCAGGAGGCUUUCGAGACGGGCCAAAUAUACCUUGUGUGGAGGGAUGCCAAGGGAAAGGUGGUCAAGGAUAUCCGUGAUGACAUCGCAGGGUUGCCAUACCUUCAGCAUGAUAUCCAUCGUGUUUGUGCGUAUGAGAUAGGGUGGUGGACUGAGGCGUGCUUUGGAAAGCAAUACGACAUCCAUGGAAAAAAGGGAAAGAUGAUGCGGAAGCUGCUGCCUUUGGUGAAGGAAGCAGCGAAGCAGACGAUGGCACACAAUGCAGCGAUGUACGGAUGGUGAAGUUGCCAAGCCGUUGGUUCGAUGCUCGACUUUCCGAGGGACUUGUGUUCUGUGAAGGCCUUUUGUUCCCCUGAAGAUCGACCCACAAUCUUGAAUGGAAUUGUCUUGUAUUGUACUAGCCAGUUUCCACGAGUCGUUGCUGUGCCUCAUAGAACACCAACAACUGUGGCGGAGAUAGGACUAGCAAUAUGUUCCUGAUGAUAGACGGCGGUAGCUUCCCGGUCUGUCAUAAUGCAAUGAACUUGUGCAGAA